CGCGGCGGCGGCGGGCGGGCCAUGGCGGUGGGGCUGGAGGAAGCCUUCGGGGCGGCGGGGGAGUUCGGCGGCGGGCAGCGGCGCCUCACCGCCUUCCUGGUGCUGCUGCAGGUAUACGUGGCUUGUCAGUCGAUGCUUAUUGUGCUUGUGGGAGCUGUGCCCGAGUAUCACAUAGACCAAGAAGGAAUUCCGGUGAGCAGAGCUGAGCUUGCCAAGCAUAUCCAUUUUGUGGACAACUUCACAUCUAUAGUAACUGAGUGGUACCUAAUUGAACAAGAAGCCUACAAAGUAAGCCUUGCAUCAUCCCUAUUUUUUGCCGGAUUGCUUAUUGGAAAUAUCACGUUUGGUCCUUUGUCAGAUAAACUGGGCAGGAAACCAGUGUAUAUUUCAGGUCUGUUUUUUGAUGUCGUUUUUGGGUAUGUCACAGCAUUAGCUCCGAAUUAUGACAUAUUUGCAGUUUCACGGUUUUUUGUUGGAAUUGUGAAUGGUGGAAUGGCUCUUGUGUCUUUUGUCCUAACCCAGGAAUAUGUAGGAAAAUCAUUUUGGUCAUUUACAGGUUCAUUAACUAAUUUGACGUUUGCAGUUGGCAUUGCUGUUUAUGCUUUGCUGGGUUACUGUGUACGAGAGUGGCGCUACCUUGCCUUGGUGUCGAAUACUCCAGGAGUCAUCUUCCUCCUUCUUUCUUUUAUGCUCCCAGAAUCACCACGAUGGCUGUAUUCCCAAGGGAAAACGGCAGAAGCUGAAGAUGUGUUGCAAUAUAUUGCCCUCGGUAAUGGAAAAGAGAGAUUAAAUCUAAAAUUAAAACCAAGUGCAGGAACUUUGAGAAAGGAUGAAUCGGCACCUGGUAUCCUAAACUUAGCAAAACACCCAGUCCUUCGGUGGCGAACCAUCAUACUGAUGUACAUCUGGUAUGUCUGCAGCUUUGUGUACUAUGGACUAACUUUAAAUGCUGGUGAAUUAAGAGGAAAUCUGUAUUUAAAUGUGGCUCUUUCUGGUCUUGUAGAAGUUCCAGCCUUUCCUCUCUGCAUGUUUUUUAUUGAGAAAUCCUGUGUAUUUGCAAGCCACCCUUUAUGUGGGUACUUACUUCCAAAGGCCGAACAAUCUGGCAAUCCAGAGCUACUCAGGGUUUCGUGUAACCUUCAGUUUGAGUAUUUUGGUAACGAUACUUUGGUCUCACUGAGGUCUGGAAGACGUAAAACUAUGACAUGUUUUCUGAUGUUUGCAGGAUUUGCCUGUAUAUUUACCAUGUUUUUACCAACAAAUGCUGGUCUGCCCCUCAGUCCCACUUUGUUAGCUUUGUGUGGAAAAAUGAUGGUCAGCGCCGCUUUCAACAUCGUGUAUAUUUAUACAUCUGAACUAUACCCAACAGUACUGAGAAAUGCUGGCUUGGGUGUCUGUUCCAUGUCUUGCAGAUUUGGGGGCAUUUUGGCUCCGUUUGUGCCGUCCAUGAAAUCUCUUAGUCCUUCUGUACCGUUUGUGGUGUUUGGAAUCAGUGGACUGUCAGCAGGAUUCCUGACUCUCCUUCUGCCAGAAACACUAAAUAAGCCAAUUGCUGAGACCAUUGAAGAUCUCCAGAGUCCCAAAUACCAAGUGCUUAAGAACGAAGAGGCAGAGCAAACGAGUUAGAAGAAACAGUUAAGUUUCAGAAGGCCUGUCUGUGGUGGGAAAUGAAGCCUCCAUCGAGAAGGUGCUAUUGAAGGGCAGAGUCUUGCUCUGUCUGACAGGAAAUAUUGGAGGACUCGUGUAAUGCUGUUUGUAGCAUGGUGAACUGUUUUACGUGGAGGCAAAUUGAAAACAUGGAAGUUGAUCCAAAGCUUAUGAGAAAAGAGGUGACACAUCUGCAUUAAUUUAAUGACUUAACGAAAGCAUAUUUGGGAUGUUUGGACUUCUCUACGGCUUCUUAAACUGAAGUAUUAAUUUAUUUUACAAAACAUAAUUGCUAGCUUCAGAUUAAGCAAUAAUGUUGUAAUUGAAGCGAUGUGUAUAAUUUAAAAUUUAGAUGGCCUUAUGUAUUCAGGCAAGCCGUAAUCGUGAAAAGUAACAGCAUCCUAUAUAUGCUAAUUUUCUCUACAGGCUUUUUUGCCUCUAAAUUACAGUAUACUUCACAGUGUGAAGAGACCAAAGAUUUUUAUGGGUUGUUGGCCUUAGUAUGUCUAGCAUAAGAAACCUGAACAUGAGAUCUGAAAGGAGAAUAAAUGGAUUUUAUUGUGGAAAUAAUUUUUUAAUACAGUCGUACAUGAAGAUAUGUACAGAUAAAAGUAAUACUAUAUUGGAAAAAUGUUGGGCCUUUUAGAGGUAAAUUUAAAGGAGAGAAUGAAUAACCUUUUAGACAAAGGUUGUUAAGUUCUAGCUGUACAUGUGGAACUCGAAAUUAUUGAAUAUGAGUCAUAUAUUGUAUAAUAUAUGUAAUAAUGUGUAAUCCAGUACACUUCACAUAUGGGAAAUUCUUCCUGCGAGGGUGUGUGUGUAUGGGUUUGGUUAACAGAUAAUAUGUUACAUUGGAAUAGAUGUAUUACAAAUGUUACAGUUUUUUUGAUG
Grus americana (Whooping crane) is the source of this 2538-nucleotide messenger RNA. Its product is annotated as solute carrier family 22 member 15-like. Gene Ontology annotation, biological process: transmembrane transport. The record is from RefSeq and is a predicted model, not a curated record. Gene Ontology annotation, cellular component: membrane. The coding region runs from base 22 to 1626 and encodes 534 amino acids. Lineage: Eukaryota; Metazoa; Chordata; Aves; Gruiformes; Gruidae. Gene Ontology annotation, molecular function: transmembrane transporter activity. The transcript is spliced from 13 exons.